AUGGCGGGCAUAGUACCACAAGGUUCUCGGGAACCACAUAUGGAUCUCCAACAUUCAGGACAAGAGAGACCAGAUACAGGGGCCAACCUGUUCCAAGUGGUGAGCGGAACCAAGAGAGAAGAGUUCCAGCAGCCCACACAUCAACUCAUCUCCCAGCCAGUCGCAUAUGCUCGUGAACAACCCUCUGAAUCCACGAAAGAUUACCAGGGGCUAUAUCAGGAUGAAAAGAGGAAGCUGGGCGCACUGCAGGCUAGGCUGCAAGAAAAAGAGAUAGAACUGCAAAACGCAGAGCGAGCAAACAAGGAGUUGGUGUUGCAAUUGACAGAGAGCCAAACUGCGCUUGCAGACAUGAAGAAAAUGAUGGUUCUCGCAGGGCGCAAAGAGCCCAAGCCAAUGGACGAUGACAUUAUCAACAAGUUCAUCACCCUCAAAAGUGACAUAUUGCAGCUGGUGAGAGCUCACUGUUCCGCCCCUGUAACACUUGAUGGCCCCAUGCAAGAAGAUGUUGCACCUGAGCUGUCCGAGUUGAUCGUGCGGCACCAUGUUGCUCAUCACAUUUAUAUAGCCGACGGGCUGGUUGAGUGGCGAAACAGGUCGAUCAGCAUGAUCAAAUCCCUGUCCAACUCCUCGAAAUACAGAUAUUCCGCCCACAGUGCGACUGAAAUCUGGCAAAGGAUCGAGCGUUUCUGCCACCACGAAAAGGCAAACACAACCGCCAGGCAACAAGCAAGGCAUGACCUCGAGAGCAUUUGCCACGCAGCCUAUGACGCUGCACUUUCCUUUCGCGAGACCAAGAUCGAGUACCAAUGGGAGCAAGACAUGGACCUUCUCCCUUCUCGAGCAACCAAUUUGGCUUCCCACGAGAUCGUUGGAUCUGUCGGACCAACCCCAAGUCAGGCCCACGAAAUCGAGCGAAUCGUGUUUGGAGGAGUGAUCAGAGGCGACAGAAAAACAGGGCGGUUGAGCGACGGCAAGACUCGCCUCAGUCGAACCCUGGUGGUCAUUGAUCAUCCAUCCAGCACGGAGAAGGUUCUUGACGACUACUCCAACUCUCUCUUAGAUCUUUUUAUGCAACCUGCGCCUUCUGAAGCCUCCCAUAACGCGACUUCAGUAGAACAAACUCAGCAAUUCCCCUCACCUUCUACGCAGCAUGGACUUCCAGACUUUGAAUAUGAGGCCUCUGGCGGCUUGCUCUCCACGAGUAGUCCCAGAGAGCCCACUUCCGACCAGGAAGGACCCUCUGAUAAUGUCUCUGUCCGCUCCGGUGGUACCCAGCGUGGACGGUCCUCCAACACCAGAUGGAUAAGCAGUCGGGACAGCUCUUCUCAAGGCUCUCCUGGUAGUCGCAUCGACGAAUAUGAAAGGGCGCACACACAGUACCGGAAACCAUCCGAUGGCAUAAUCUUCCAGGUUAUCCCAUCCGCGAGAGACAAGAAUUCGAGGGUCUCAAUUGAAAACUUCCCGAACGAGGUUCUCACCCACAUCCUGUCUCACUUGCCUCCAGAGACUUUAUCCUCGAUGAGCCUUGUAUCUCAGCGGUUUCACAAAUUGGUCACCACACCACAUGCAUGGCGCAUUGCGUUUGCCAGAUACUUCCCCAGUGCAGAGGCGUUGGAUGCUGGGCCAAGCAAGGCCGCACAAGAGUCGGUAUCAGAUGUUGAUAGAGCGCAGCGCAGGUCAUUCACGCGGUUGUCAGCCCUUUCAUCAUGGAGAAGCGAGUAUAUCCUCCGAACACGAUUGCUGCGCUCCCUGGGCCGUGGCCGGCCUGCAGUCGAAGCAAUCUCUCGCUCAGGCGCAUCCCGACAUGCCAGUAGUGCGGCUGCAGCUGCAGUCACUACCUACGCAUCCGGCCUGUAUUAUCCGAUCAGCCACCUGCACGCUACAUUUGGGGUGGGCUUGAACAAGAAGCAGCCGUUGUUCAUGCAUGGAGCAGUGGAGCAAGGAGCUGUCACUGUAAGCGAUCCAGCCAGUGGUAAACCUGGCUCUUGGGGGCUGACGGAUUUUGAUGCUUUCAAACAUUUCGCUGAUCAGUUCCCUGGCGAGUUGCCCUAUGGCCUAGGUCCUGGGAAUAUGGUUGGGAUGGCCAAUGUCAUGGAUCUUAGUCAACCUUACGGGAAGGUAUAUGGAGAGGCUUGCCCUGGAGGACGUGUCUUCUACACGUCGACUAGCGAGCAACGUGGACGGUUCGUGUCCAUCUCCUCAACGGCUAAUCAUGCGCUCGGCAUCCCUGAGACAACCAUGAUCGGCUGUGCCGUCUGCUCCGUCUGGAUCGCUAAGUCCGAGUCGGUUCUCAAGGCUACCAAUGGCAUAUUCGGCUUCCUUGCAGGCUUCUCAAACGGAGUUCUAGCAGCCUAUGCUCUAGGUGUCAACCCAGUCCAUGAUCGCCGGUUUGACAAAGGAGAACUUACAGCCAAAUGGGUUCUCUGCCCAGGUGUCCCAAUCAUUGCAAUCUGUGUUGAUGAGAGGGUCUCUACUCGGAGAUUAUCUGCCCGUCGAAUCUGGGCUACUGUCCUGAAUGCUCUCGGAGAGGUGUUCUACCUCACAGACGCUCCUACCAGGCCAGAUUUUGUCGGCAAAGCUUCGCCCGAAGAGCUUGAUCGUCUGGCCUGGAGAACUGGGAGAAGUGUACAGUGGUCAUUGGUGGAGGCUACACGACGAGCGGCGAAACCAGAUCCCUUUGGCACUGCCAAGGUUGACGGGAGUUACAGCCCACGCAUUUCGAGCGACGAAUGCGGCUUGAGCGCAGACCAGAUCGUUGCUGAAACCAAAGAGGUUGAAGAAUUCCUGCUUUACAAACCAAAGCAUUUUCAGAAUAUCUGCAAUGGGUGGGAUAUGCAACGAAGGCUGGUCAGUGAUUUCGCUGGCGAUGAUGGGGCCAAUGCAGGGGAGUCGGUCUUCGUCGUUGAAUGCGGCUUGUAUGAGACCAGCGGGGCUUCGGUACGCCGUUUUACGAGGUGUAUAACCAAGAUCGCCGUCGAUUCAGAGCUGGACAGCUGGCCAACCAUUCAGUCGACCAUCAAGCAGGGCUCGAUCUUUGGGACGUCGAGUCCAACCCAACGAUCUCCAUAUUCCUCUCCGGUGCCGAGAAGUAUCCCAAGGUCGCGCACAUCCAGUCAAGAUGACAUUAUGGGCUCGAGAUCCAGAGAGGUUUGGCACAUUUCGAACUUCUCAUUUGCUGAACAUCGAAACAUUCACAUCUCCGCCUUGGCUUCUGACGAGUCAGAGUUCGCCACCCUGAACGUCAGUGAGGAUCCUCUGCUCGGAAUGUCUGGCGGAUCCAAUACUUCUUCCCCGCUUGCCUCUCCUCUAGGUCAUACUGGGACGUUGAGCUCAAGCUCGGAGAUACCUGGACAUCGUGCACGACUGUUCGGAAUUGGUACAAUGUCUGGUAUAGUCAUGCUCUGGGACAUGCGCGCUAGCCUCUCUCCCAGUCCUGAGGUCGUCAACACCGUCUCGCCGGUCAGGAUCAUAUACACUAAAUCUCCUCAGAUUGCAUCCCUUGCCCUCACUUCGCUGUACGUGGUGCACGGUGGCAACGAAGGUCUAGUUCAAGCAUGGGAUCCCCUGGCAUCCACAACUGAACCGGUAAGGACGCUCAAUUCUCGAUUUUCGGACCGGGCAAGGCGACGCAUCGCUCAAGCUGAAGCUUCUGUUCAAGGCGUUGGAAACAAUUACUAUGCUGCAGGUGCUAUCGUCCUGGACCCGGAUCCAACAGUCUUGCGGGGAAUGGUCUCCCUGGGGUCUUAUGUUCGAUACUGGUCUUACAGCUCCACUGCCGCCGAUGCGUACAAGACGCGCAAGAGGGGUCAGCUUCGUCGCCGGUCAGAGCGUGGCAGUAAUUCUACGCCGGCCAGCCAGAAGGUCAGUGCUACAGGACGGGGAUUAAUCAAGGAUUACAUCAGCAACGAAAGGCAUGAAAUGGAGCGGGAGAAGCUCGUCAGGCAGAAAGAGCUUGAGCGGCUGAGUGGGCGAUUUGGCACCGAUAUCCUGGGUGAAGGCGCCAGCGAAGAGGAGCUACUGGCUUAUGCUACCAUGCUGAGCGAGGAGGCAUUUUCCAGCGAUGAGAGGAAAAGGAAGGAGACUCACGGUGGCAGCUCGAUUGCCUCGCCCAAUCCAUCCCAAAGCGGCGCAGAAAACGCGGCUGAUGCCGAGCUGGAGGAAGCGAUCCGUCUGAGUCUGAUGGAAAGCGAACAGGUGUCGUCCUCUCCGGCGAUGAGCGCCAGUGACUUCGACAUACCCAUCAGAUAUGCAAAAGGCUCAAGACACGGUACACCUUUGAGAAGCGGGAAAGCUGGAAGCAGCAAAGCGAAAGCAGCGGCGCAGGAGGAGGAUGACUUGGAGUUUGCCUUGCGGUUGAGUCUCGCCGAGGAACAAAGCCGGAUGGCCAUGGACGAAGACUUUCCGAUGCUUUCCAAAUCCACAAGUGGAGGAUCUGAGGGCAGUGGCAAGGGGAAGGGCAAGUCAAGACGGCGUUGA
Fonsecaea multimorphosa CBS 102226 is the source of this 4476-nucleotide messenger RNA. RefSeq lists its product as uncharacterized. Gene Ontology annotation, biological process: proteasome-mediated ubiquitin-dependent protein catabolic process. Gene Ontology annotation, molecular function: polyubiquitin modification-dependent protein binding. Gene Ontology annotation, cellular component: proteasome regulatory particle, base subcomplex; cytosol; nucleus. The transcript has 5 exons. The record is from RefSeq and is a predicted model, not a curated record. The coding region runs from base 1 to 4476 and encodes 1491 amino acids. Lineage: Eukaryota; Fungi; Ascomycota; Eurotiomycetes; Chaetothyriales; Herpotrichiellaceae.